AUGUCUGCCUCAAAAGCCCCCGAGGGCGCCACACCCGCCGCUGCCUCGAAUGUGCCGGUCUCCAUUGUAUGCGUGGGUAUGGCAGGCAGUGGAAAGACGACAUUUAUGCAACGACUUAUCUCCCACCUCUACACCCACCCCGACCCCACGACGAGCGAGCCAUCAGUAUCCAAGAAACCUCCAACCCCGCCCUACAUUAUCAACCUCGACCCCGCCGUCCACCAUGUUCCCUUCACGCCCAAUAUCGACAUUCGCGAUAGUGUCAACUACAAAGAGGUCAUGAAGCAGUUCAAUUUGGGUCCCAACGGCGGCAUCCUGACAAGUUUGAACUUGUUCAGCACAAAAAUUGACCAGGUCAUUGGUCUACUAGAAAAGCGAACACAACCGCCGCCGCCUGCAAAAGAGCCGGAGCCUAGCACUGUAGAAUUCAUGACAAGCGGAGGAAAGGAUAAACAGGCGGCUCCAGUUCAGCAAGCGCAGGUCAAGCAUAUCCUGGUUGACACACCAGGUCAGAUUGAAGUCUUUGUCUGGUCGGCCAGCGGAGAGAUUCUUCUUUCGAGUUUAGCCAGCACAUUCCCCACAGUGAUUGCCUACAUUAUCGACACGCCACGCACAACUAGCACAAGCACUUUCAUGUCCAACAUGUUAUAUGCCUGCUCGAUUCUCUACAAGACAAAACUACCCAUGAUCCUGGUGUUCAAUAAGACCGAUGCACAGGACGCCCAGUUUGCUAAAGACUGGAUGACGGACUUUGAGGCGUUUCAGACUGCCCUCCGAAAUGAAGAGGAAGGCGGCACUUUUGGUGGCGAUGGCAUAGGCGGAGGCAGCGGAUACAUGGGCAGCCUGCUGAACAGCAUGUCGCUCGUGCUUGAAGAAUUCUACAAGCACCUUAGCGUUGUCGGCGUCAGCGCUAUGACUGGAGAAGGCAUAGACGAGUUUUUCAAGGGCGUUGAGGAAAAGAAGGCGGAAUUCGAGCGGGAUUAUAAGCCCGAGCUUGAGCGAAGAAGAGUGGAGAGAGAGCAAGAAAAGAAGGCGUCGCGUCAGCGCGAACUAGACAAGAUGAUGAAAGACAUGAAGGUUGGCGGCGCCGGCACUAAGCCAAAGCCUCGGCCGCGCAAAGAAGAGCCGCAAACUGUCAGCGACGCGGAAGACUCGGAGGACGACGCCAUGGCCCACGACGAGCUAGACUACGAAGACGAAAUGGACUCGGAUGACCCGGAGUCGGGCAUCAAGGAGCGCUACAGACAAGCGGUGCAGGACCGUGGUCUCGAUCAAGGCGAAGACCACAGUUUUGCGCGUUAUGUUAACAUGGCCAAGUUUAGCUGA
Messenger RNA from Bipolaris zeicola 26-R-13, 1326 nucleotides. RefSeq lists its product as uncharacterized. The coding region runs from base 1 to 1326 and encodes 441 amino acids. The record is from RefSeq and is a predicted model, not a curated record. Gene Ontology annotation, molecular function: GTPase activity. NCBI's taxonomy places the organism in Eukaryota, Fungi, Ascomycota, Dothideomycetes, Pleosporales, Pleosporaceae. The transcript has a single exon.